ACCAACUUCAAGGUGCGAUUCCGCUGACAGGCAACCACAGUUGACACAGUAUAUACCGUUUCCAGUUUGUCAGGCGGCAGAAAACGUUGGUCCAGGACCGUUUAGUUCCGGUUGCUGCUCGAAACCCAGAAAGUAUUCCCACGCAAUAAACAUGGCCAAACUCGUGAAAUUGGCGUUGUUGUCUCUGGCGGUAGCCUUGUUUGUGGUGUCUAGCGAAGGCACGAUCUAUGCUGGACAGUGCAUGGAGUUUGUGCCGAUUUUAUUGAAAGGCCGCAGUACAUCGGGUUACCGCAACGUUCGACCAGUUCCCGGGCCAUGCAGUUGCCAAGAAGCCCUUGAAAAAGCCCAAGCUCAUUCAGGUUCUGAUCGAUGGCUGCCGUCGUGCAAAGCGGAUGGCAAGUGGGAGCCUAAGCAGCACGACUCCAAGGGUGCCUGGUGUGUGGACUCCAACGGCAACCAGAUCACCGAGAAGGCCCGUGAUACUGCCGCUACCAGUCUUCACUGCGAUUAAUUAAUCAAAGGCUAAAGCUACCAAUUCUGAAAUGUGUUUUGUUUCUUCGACUUAAGUAACGUCAUGUUAACUGUCAGCGCAGUAAAUAUAACUUUGCCGCGUAAUUAAAAUCUUACCUUCUCUGA
Messenger RNA from Paramacrobiotus metropolitanus, 636 nucleotides. RefSeq lists its product as uncharacterized. The record is from RefSeq and is a predicted model, not a curated record. Bases 152 to 511 code for a protein of 119 amino acids. The transcript has 2 exons. NCBI's taxonomy places the organism in Eukaryota, Metazoa, Tardigrada, Eutardigrada, Parachela, Macrobiotidae.